Molecule: messenger RNA, 1104 nt
Organism: Lodderomyces theae
Lineage: Eukaryota; Fungi; Ascomycota; Pichiomycetes; Serinales; Debaryomycetaceae
Exons: 1
Coding region: 1-1104 (367 amino acids)
Biological process (GO): endocytosis; plasma membrane tubulation; actin cortical patch localization
Cellular component (GO): Rvs161p-Rvs167p complex; medial cortex; actin cortical patch
Molecular function (GO): lipid binding; protein binding
Source: RefSeq, a predicted model, not a curated record
AUGAAUCAAGAGAUUAAUAGGAUCUCCAACCAGCUCUCCAGAACUCUCAAGCUAGUUGAUGACAAGAUCAUUAAAAACAAUAGACUUGAAUGGAGACAAAUAAAGCUCACCCCACAGUUUUUGAAACAAAAGAUUAAUUACGCUGGAAAUUCGUACACUAGUGAUGAAGAAUUUAACUCAAUGGAGUCACUGUUCGAAAUCCAGGAACUCAACUGUCGAAAGUUGCAAGAGGAACUUAAAGUAUUUGCCGAUGCAGCUACGGAAAUGUUGAGAAAUUCUGAGUUGGUGGCUCUGGCUUUCCAAGAUAUUGCUGACCCUUAUAGUAACUUUAAGAACUCAGAGAACACCAUUGACGAUGCCUACGAUGCUUGGACCCAAACUAGUAAAUACAAACAUCUCAUUCUUGCUGUGGAGUUUACAGAGAAGUUGAGACUGUUUAUGAAUUUUGAAUAUAAAAAGUUAGACGAGGUGGGAAGCAUAUCAAAACUUGUCUCCAAAAGGAUUAGCACCAGACUUGUUUUCCUAUUGGACUAUGACAAACUAUACAAUGAACACGAGAUACUUUGUGAAAAGCAAGAGCGAGGAGAGCUCUCCUUGAAACAAAGCAAUAGCAUUUACUCAAUCAAACGAAGAAUUGAUGAUUGCAAAAUCAAGUAUGACAAUGUCAACUCCAUCCUAAAGUCAAGUCUUCCAAAAUUCUCAAGCUAUAUGAAGGAAAUCGUGGUUUCAAUCCAAAUCAAAUUCCAAUUUCUAAAUUACGACUUUUUUGAAGAUGUUGUUGGGAGGUUGAAGCAAUUGCACUCGAUUCAGGAAACAAGCGACAUCAUAACCCACUUCAAAGACAAAAAUGACCAUAUCUUUACCAAAAUCGAGAGAUUGUCCAUCAUCUCGUUGAAUCGUUCCAUCGACUACACUAAAUCAAUACCCGAAGCAAAUUUGGGUUUCUGCUAUGCUUUGUAUGACUUUGCUGGAGUUCAACCAGGUGAUUUGUCGUUUAAAAAGGGAAACAGAAUCAAGAUUUUGGAACGCACCGGCGAUUGGUGGGUUGGGAGUACAAAAGGUCAACAAGGUUCAUUUCCAAGCAACUAUGUGAAGCUUGAAUAA